AUGACCAUCAUGGAGGUCUCCCUGCUCACCGGCUUCUACCCCAACCAGGAUGACCUCAAACAGCUCACGAGCGACGUGGAGAGGUACGCCUUCCAGUAUGAGACCAAGACGACCUCCAGCGACAGCACUGUUGUCCUCUACCUGGAGAAGCUCUCCCACGAGGUAGACACGGUGCUGGGCUUCCGCGUCCACAGGAUGCUGCAGGCGGAGUUCCUGCAGGCUGCCCAGGUCAUGGUCUACGACUACUACGAGCCUUCCCAGAGGUGCAGCUCCUUCUACAACCUGCCCACAGAGCACGCUUCCUUGAGGAAGAUCUGCCACAGAGACGUGUGCAGAUGUGCCGAGGAACAGUGCCCAUCCCCAAAGGACAGCGACCACCUGCAGCAGGAGCAGCUCCAGGCAGCAGCCUGUGAGGUUGGCGUGGACUUUGUGUACAAGGCCAGGCUGGAGUCUGUGGAGACCUCCGCCUCCAGCCCCUACAUCUACUACAACAUGCAGCUCCAAGCCAUCAUCAAGAGUGGCACGGACUCUGCCAAGCCCCUCACCAUGAAGAAAUUCGUCACUCACGCCACCUGCCAUGACUCCCUGGGGCUGCAAGAACACGAGACAUACCUCAUCAUGGGCCAGACAUCAGACCUGUGGAGAGUCAAAUCUGAAUACACCCAUGUCCUGGGCAAGGAGACGUUCCUCAUGCACUGGCCAGUGGAUGGGGCAGUGGGCAAGAAGGAAUUGCUGGACCAGCUGGAGGGGUUUUCAGAAUAUAUGCGCACCCAUGGCUGCGAGUCCUGAGACCCUGAGGCCUCUGCUGCUCUCAGGGGGUUGUCUCCAAGCAUGCCUAGGUCCCUGGGCUUCACCGCAAAUAAAGAGCAAGGAAUAUCAUACUCAAACUCCA
This is a messenger RNA of Aethalodelphis obliquidens (Pacific white-sided dolphin), 892 nucleotides long. Its product is annotated as complement C3-like. NCBI's taxonomy places the organism in Eukaryota, Metazoa, Chordata, Mammalia, Artiodactyla, Delphinidae. Bases 1 to 789 code for a protein of 262 amino acids. Gene Ontology annotation, cellular component: extracellular region. The transcript is spliced from 8 exons. The record is from RefSeq and is a predicted model, not a curated record. Gene Ontology annotation, molecular function: protein binding.